AGAGGAGGGAGAAAGAGCUGUAUGUUUUUGCAGGCGGAGCUUCUUCCUUUCGUACUGUUGGAAUUCGCUGCGUGUGUUUUCUCAGCACAUUUUGCUGGAAAGAGGGGAAAAAAAGGAGACGCAGUACUUAGGAAGAAAGAGGAAAAGAAAGACCUCCUUUGCAGGCUCAUGUGAACUGAAGGAACCGGGUCGGUGCUGUUUAUCCGCUACGAUGUGGCAGCCUGCGACUGAGAGACUGCAGCAUUUCCAGAACAUGUUGAAGUCAAAGCUGAAUGUUCUGACACUGCGCAAAGACUCGUUACCGAGUGUCAUCUUCCAUGAACCGGAGGCCAUCGAGCUCUGCUCCACAACACACACCACUAAACAACGCACACACACUGGCUACAAGGUGACCUAUCUAGGGAAAGUGACAAUCCCAGGCUCCAAGUUCCUCUCAGGCUGCACUGAGUCUGCUGUGGUGGCAUUAUGGGAUACAAAGCGCUCAUCAACCACCAUGGAUGCCUUGCUGGAGAUCCGGCCUUUCCAGGUGCGUCUGCAUCACCUUAAUGGGCGGGGUGAGGCGCCAGACUCAUUGGAGACAUUCCAGGUGGCACGAAUCGCAUACUGCACAGCGGAUCAUGAGGUGAGCCCAAAGGUGUUCGCAUUCAUCUACCGGCAGAUUAAUGAGGACCUGACGUUUCAAAUGGACUGCCACGCUGUGGAGUGUGAGAACAAGCGCGCUGCUAAGAUGCUCGCCCAUGCCAUGAUGGAUUCCUUCACCAAGACCUUCCAUUCCAUGCGGACCGAUGGGCGCAUCCACCAGUCGGGGUGUGAGGUUCCUGAAGACUCUAAUGCAAAUCCUGAUGAUGGCUGAGGCCAGGGCUCGAAGGGGUGGGACCUAUAGGGUGAAUGUGUGAUCCCAUCUCUUUUCCUGUGUUGGGAUAAUAAAGAAAAAUAAAGAAAAAAGUUCUCUUAGCUCACGGCUAAUAAAAAUUGCAUAACUGCAGCCAUAUUGCUCUCAAAUCUUGUAACUGUUCUAGAAUGUUGCAAUGAAAAAUUGAUCUAGAUGAAUUAGGACAUGGACUGUUGUUCUCAACUGCUAAGAUAGUUUAUUGUAUGUUGCCAUGGUUCUACAAUAUUGUGAUCCAAAGUGUUAGAAUACUGUUGUAGAAUACUGCAUUUAGAAUAUUUGGGGAACAGUGGGAACGAUUUUUAUGGAAUAUUGGAUUAGGACACAAUAGAAUGUUGCUCUGAAAUUCCAUCUCUUGAUGGAUUGUUCUAGAACAUCUCAAUGAAAAACUUUUAUUGUAUAUCUCAACCCUUGUUAGAGAACAUAUAUCUAAAUAAAAAAAAAAUAUAUUUGAA
Messenger RNA from Silurus meridionalis, 1344 nucleotides. It is a transcript of the gene pid1, whose product is annotated as phosphotyrosine interaction domain containing 1. Gene Ontology annotation, cellular component: cytoplasm. The transcript has 3 exons. Lineage: Eukaryota; Metazoa; Chordata; Actinopteri; Siluriformes; Siluridae. The record is from RefSeq and is a predicted model, not a curated record. Gene Ontology annotation, biological process: regulation of reactive oxygen species metabolic process; regulation of cell population proliferation; negative regulation of insulin receptor signaling pathway. The coding region runs from base 212 to 853 and encodes 213 amino acids.